Closterium sp. NIES-67 is the source of this 1147-nucleotide messenger RNA. The record is from the annotation of a GenBank genome assembly. NCBI's taxonomy places the organism in Eukaryota, Viridiplantae, Streptophyta, Zygnematophyceae, Desmidiales, Closteriaceae.
UUCAGAGCACCUGAUGGUGGACUGGUUGUGCUGAAGGAUGUGUUACUCGUACCGGGGCUGAAGGCCAAUCUGAUAUCGCUGCGCAAGCUAGGCCAGGCCGGAGUCAGCACCACCACCAAUGGAUCCAAAACAUUCAAGGGGCUGCGAGGAGAUCGUGUGUUAUGGGAUUUACACGAAAGCAGAGAUGUCUUCAGAUCCAUGUGGCACAUCCCUGCGCUGAUAUGGGAAUCAACAAAGAAGGAGUUGGGAGCAGUAAAGGCGGGAUCUGGAGUCCAGGGGGAGUGCAAUGCAAGAGCAAGGGGUGGCUACUCUGGGAGCCCUCAAAGAAUGUGCUGUUUGACAGUCGGGAUGUCAAAUUUGUGGAGAACAUCAUGUAUGGCAAGUGGGAGAAGCAGCCAGAGGCAAGGAUGACGAGGAGCCUGCAUACUGCUUUUAUGCACCAAUACAACCUCCGAGCAUGGAUCAUGCGCUAGCCGGGCCUCAACAGGGGAAGUGGCUCGUUUCAAGAGAUGCAGAGUACAACAGCCAGAUGGAGAAUCACACAUGGGACCUGGUGUACUUGCCAAAUGGGAAGAAGGCAAUACAGUGCAAGUGGCUGGCAAAAAUCAAGACGGAUGAGAAAGGAGAGCCAUCAGUUUACAAGAGCAGGCUGGUGGCAAAGGGGUUUCAACAGAAAGAGAAGGAAGAUUACAAAGAAGUGUUUGCCCCAACUGCUAAGUCUCCAAUGCUACGUGUGCUGCUGGCGGUAGCUGCUGUGCGCAAAUGGAAGGGACAGUACAUCCACACCUUGGCUGAGAAGUACUCUCUGCAGGAAGAACAGACAGUGGUCACACCUUUGCCUUCCGAGUUCAAACUCAUAAAGGCAGCUGAAGGAGAAGGAGUUGAGUGUGAAGACCAGAGGCAAUUCCAAUCCAUGGUCGGGAGCCUACUCUACGCUGUUCUCGGAGAAGGAAAGGUGUUCCUUUCCUGUUUUGCUGAUGCCACAUGGGCUUCUGAGCAUGAGGAUUCAUCAUCAGUAGGUGGAUACAUCUGCAUGAUGGGAGCAAGGGAGCCAUUGCCAUGGCACGCAAUGCAGUUCUUCAUGGAUUGAACAAGCACAUGAGGAUCAAGUGGCAUUGGCUGCGGAAGGAGGUGAAGCCUGGAACAC